GACAGAGCUAGAGCUCACUCUAAUAUUAUAGCACAUACAUACAUGCAUAGCAUAGCAUAGGAUAGUACAGAAGCAUAAGAGAAGAGAGCUUAUUUUUCCACUGCUUUUCCACAGUUGCAUAGAAGGUACUAUUCAUUCAGUCUUGUCUUUCCUUUUCCUCAUUCUCUUUUGAGUAGUUAUUACUUAUUCACGGCUACUUUUUCACUGAUUUGGUCUUCGAAAUAAAGAAAGGAAUCUGAGAAGACGUUUUGUAGACCCAAGGAAGCCACGCACAACCAACGGGACAACAAACAGCACACGCGCAGUCCAAGUGCAUUUCAAUCUCCUCUUCUCUUCUCUCCUCUUCUCUGCUCGCCGAUAUCCAAACUGCUUCCACUACAAUCACUCAACUGAGCGGAACGGAAUAGCUAGCUAGCACACAGCACUCAGAAUGAGUUGGGACUCCUACAUCGACACCAUCAUUGGCCACGCCCCCAACGACUGCGACAAGGCGGCGAUUAUAGGCAAGGACGGCUCAGUGUGGACCACGCCCGCGGGGGGCAAGGGCAUCGCCAUCUCGGCCGCAGAAGCCGCCGCACUCGGCAAAGCGGCUCAGACGGGCGAAGUUAGCGCACUCCAGGCUUCCGGCAUCUACCUCGAAGGCGAGAAGUAUCAAUUCCUUAGAGGCGAUGCCACCCUCAUGCUCGGCAAGAAGAAGGACAAGGGCGCCAUCUCCUGCCAGAGCUCCAAGACAGCCGUGGUCAUAGGUCACACCAAGGAGGGCGGCUCCCAGGGCAACGUGAACAAGGGCGUGGCAGUGAUUGCCGAGUACCUGGACUCACUCGGCAUGUAAGCAAGCGGCAACACAAAUGACAACACAAAUGACGUCACAUUUUUGAACAAACAAACAGAAGAAUAGUGCAACUAAACUGAUGCCUCUUUUGGUUCUCAAAGAGAGCUCAUUGGGCGUAAAUAACUGGAACGGUGGCAAAUAGCACACAGGUUUAAAAAAAUAAAGCGCCAUUUAAAAAAAACAACGAUAUACAAAACUGAUUAAGAAGAGCUGAUUGCAAGAAUGAAAUAACCUAUUUUCAGUUCUUUGUCAAAUAGAUCUGAAGAUAAAAUUAGUAGUUGUUCUGUGGCUGAGUGCUAUUUGACUUGAUAUGCCCUCGAGGUGUUACUGACUGUGAAUGCAUCUACGUGCUCAAUUGCUUCUCAUUAACUACUACAACUCUCUUUGAGAUACUUUGAUGGUGCGGCUGAUUUAUGAUUGAUUGGUAAAUUUGAGUCUUUCCAAAUAAAUCAUUGCUUGAAA
Messenger RNA from Symsagittifera roscoffensis, 1294 nucleotides. RefSeq names its product profilin-like. Gene Ontology annotation, molecular function: actin monomer binding. Lineage: Eukaryota; Metazoa; Xenacoelomorpha; Acoela; Convolutidae. Gene Ontology annotation, cellular component: cell cortex. The coding region runs from base 431 to 832 and encodes 133 amino acids. The record is from RefSeq and is a predicted model, not a curated record. The transcript is spliced from 4 exons.